Molecule: messenger RNA, 1677 nt
Organism: Babjeviella inositovora NRRL Y-12698
Lineage: Eukaryota; Fungi; Ascomycota; Pichiomycetes; Serinales
Gene: SRP40
Product: Srp40p
Exons: 1
Coding region: 1-1677 (558 amino acids)
Source: RefSeq, a predicted model, not a curated record
AUGCCAUCUCGUGCCACCGAAAAGGUCACUAAAAAGAGUGUCAAGGUUAAGGCCUCAAAGGAUGCGGCGAUGAAGGAUGCUUCUUCAUCUGAUUCCUCCGAUUCUUCCUCCGAUUCCGAUUCCGAUUCCUCCUCCGAUUCCGAUUCCUCCUCUGAAUCUGAAGCUGAAGCCAAGGAAAAGAAAACUGAGAAGGUUAGAAAGAAUUCCUCUGACUCUUCCGACAGUUCUUCCGACAGUUCUUCUGACAGUUCUUCAGACUCUGACUCCGAUUCUGAUUCCGAGUCUGAAGGUGAGAAGGUUGAAAAGAAGGAUACAAAGAAAGAGGACUCCUCCUCUGAUUCUUCUGAUUCUUCUGAUUCUGACUCCGAAUCUGAAGAGGAGAAGAAGGAAACCAAGGAAGACUCUUCUGAUUCUUCCUCCGAUUCUUCCUCUGAUUCCUCUUCUGAUUCCGACUCAGACUCAGAAUCUGAAGCCGAAGUCAAAAAAGUGAAGGUUGAAAAGAAAAAGAAGGAGGCCAAGGAGGAAGAGUCAUCCUCUGACUCCUCUGACUCCUCUGAUUCUUCCUCCGAUUCUUCCUCCGAUUCUUCAUCUGAUUCGUCUUCUGAUUCCGACUCCGACUCUUCUUCUGAAUCAGAAGCCGAAAAUAAGGAAGAGAGCUCUGAAAAGAAGGAUGAAGAUGUUGUCAUGAAGGAUGUUUCUGAUUCCGACUCCUCUGAUUCCGAUUCCUCUGAUUCCGACUCUUCUGACUCUGACUCUGAAACUGAAACUAAGGUUGAGAAGAAGGAAGAGGCUAAGUCAGACUCUUCUGAUUCUUCUGACUCUGAUUCAUCAUCUGAUUCUGAUUCCUCUUCUGAUUCCUCUUCUGAUUCUGACUCUUCUGAUUCUGAAUCAGAAACCGAAACUAAGGUUGAGAAGAAUGAGAAGAAGGUUGAGAAGAAGGAAGAGGCUAAGUCUGAUUCUUCUGACUCCUCUGACUCUGAUUCAUCAUCCGAUUCCGAUUCCUCUUCUGAUUCCUCUUCUGAUUCUGACUCUUCUGACUCUGAAUCAGAAACCGAAACUAAGGAAGAGAAUAGGGUCGAAAAGAAGGAAGAGGCUAAGUCUGAUUCUUCUGAUUCUUCCUCCGAUUCUGAUUCUUCAUCCGAUUCUGAUUCUUCCUCUAAUUCUGAUUCCUCUGAUUCCUCCGACUCUUCCUCUGAUUCUUCUUCCGACAGUGACUCUGAUUCCUCCGACUCUUCCUCUGAUUCUUCUUCCGACAGUGACUCUGAUUCCUCUGACGACGAAACCACUAAGAAGAGAUCUCACGAAUCCUCCGAAGCUUCUACUCCUGGAAGCGAAGAACCAGCUACUAAAAAGACUAAGGUUGCUGAAUCCUUCACUUCCACUGCUUCAAACUCCAACGACGACGAAGUUAUCUCUGCUGGCGAAGAACCUGAAUUAAAAGAAGGUCAACGUAAGCACUUCUCCCGUAUUGAAAGAUCCAAGAUCUCUUUCGAAAACCGCGCUUUGACUGAUAACACAUACAAGGGCGCUGCUGGUACUUGGGGUGAAACGGCUAACGAAAAGUUGGGUAUGGUCAGGGGUAAGGAUUUCACCAAGGGUAAGAACAAGAUGAAGAGAGGCUCUUACAGAGGUGGCUCUAUCACCAUGAAUUCUGGCUCUUACAAGUUCAAGGACUAG